UAUGGAUACAUGCAUGUUCACCAUAGAAAUCAUAGCUGAAGGCGCCCCAAACAUCACCUGUCCUUUCCCAGUUUCGAACUUGGGUACAGACUUGGGAGUAUCUAGUGCCGUCGUUUUGUGGUCGCCUGCACCAUCAGCUGCUGAUGAUGUCGACACCUUAACUGCUGACAAUAUAACCUGUGUUGAUGCAGACGGCAAUAACGUGAUGUCAGGUGGCACCUUUGAUGUAGGCAUAACGACUGUCACCUGCAGCGUAGUCGACAGUGACUCCAAUUUAAACGUUUGCAGAUUUACUAUUGAAGUGGUUGAUGACGAAAUGCCAAUAUUUCUGAGUGUCCCUGACGACAUCAACAUAACGACAGAUGCUGGUCAAUCGUUUGGCACAUCAAAUUGGGACUUGCCAACAGCGAGUGACAACAGCGGAAACUUCACCUUAACGUGUUCUGACCAGCCAGGCGACACUUUUGACAUUGGAACAACGACGGUGACUUGUACUGUCACAGACCAAGCUGGCAACACUGCAACCGUAAACUUUAGCGUCACUGUCAUCGAUGAUGAAUUGCCAAUAUUUCUGAGUAUUCCUGAAAACAUCAACAUAACGACAGACGCUGGUCAGUCGUUUGGUACACCAAAUUGGGACUUACCAACAGCAAGUGACAACAGCGGAAAUUUUACUGUAACGUGUUCUCACCAGCCAGGCGACAAUUUUGACAUUGGAACAACGACGGUGACUUGCACCAUUGUGGACGAAGCUGGCAACACUGCUACUGUAACAUUUAACGUUACUGUCUUUGAUGACGAAAUUCCAAUAUUUCUGAGUGUCCCUGAAGACAUCAACAUAACGACUGACGCUGGUCAAUCAUUUGGCACACCAAAUUGGGACUUGCCAACAGCGAGUGACAACAGCGGCAACUUUACUCUGAUAUGUUCACACCAGCCAGGUGACACUUUUGAUAUUGAAACAACGACGGUGACUUGUACCGUCACAGACCAAGCUGGCAAUACUGCAACCGUAAACUUUAGCGUCACUGUCAUCGAUGAUGAACUGCCAAUAUUUCUGAGUGUCCCUGAAAACAUCAACGUAACGACAGACACUGGUCAAUCGUUCGGCACACCAAACUGGGACUUGCCAACAGCGAGUGACAACAGCGGUAACUUUACCUUAAUGUGUUCUCACCAGCCAGGGGACACUUUUGACAUUGGAACAACAACGGUGACUUGUACCGUUGUGGACGAAGCUGGCAACACUGCAACUGUAACAUGUAACGUCACUGUCUUUGAUGACGAAAUUCCAAUAUUUCUGAGUGUCCCUGAAGACAUCAACAUAACGACUGACGCUGGUCAAUCGUUUGGCACACCAAAUUGGGACUUGCCAACAGCGAGUGACAACAGCGGCAACUUUACUCUGACAUGUUCACACCAGCCAGGUGACACUUUUGAUUUUGGAACAACGACGGUGACUUGUACCGUCACAGACCAAGCUGGCAAUACUGCAACCGUAAAGUUUAACGUCACUGUCAUUGAUGACGAAAAGCCCAUAUUUCUGAGUGUCCCUGAAAACAUCAACGUAACGACAGACGCUGGUCAAUCAUUUGGCACACCAAAUUGGGACUUGCCAACAGCGAGUGACAACAGCGGAAACUCUACUCUGACGUGUUCACACCAGCCAGGCGACACUUUUGAUAUUGGAACAACGAUGGUGACUUGCACCGUCACGGACGAAGCUGGUAACACUGCAACUGUAAAAAUUAACGUCACUGUCAUUGAUGAUGAAAUGCCAAUAUUUCUGAGUGUCCCUGAAAACAUCAACAUAACCACAAACGCUGGUCAAUCGUACGGCACACCAAACUGGGACUUGCCAACAGCAAGUGACAACAGCAGAAACUUCACAUUAAUGUGUUCUCACCAGCCAGGGGACACUUUUGACAUUGGAACAACGACGGUGACUUGUACCAUUGUGGACGAAGCUGGCAACACUGCAACUGUAACAUUUAACGUCACUGUGUUUGAUGACGAAAUUCCAAUAUUUCUGAGUGUCCCUGAAGACAUCAACAUAACGACUGACGCUGGUCAAUCGUUUGGCACACCAAAUUGGGACUUGCCAACAGCGAGUGACAACAGCGGCAACUUUACUCUGACAUGUUCACACCAACCAGGCGACACUUUUGAUAUUGGAACAACGACGGUGACUUGCACCGUCACAGACCAAGCUGGCAACACUGCAACUGUAAAGUUUAACGUCACUGUCAUUGAUGACGAAAUGCCAAUAUUUCUGAGUGUCCCUGAAAACAUCAACAUAACCACAGACGACGGUCAAUCAUUUGGCACACCAAACUGGGACUUACCAACAGCGAGUGACAACAGCGGCAACUUUACUCUGACGUGUUCACACCAGCCAGGCGACGCUUUUGUUAUUCGAACAACGACGGUGACUUGCACCGUCACGGACGAGGCUGGCAACACUGCAACUGUAACAUUUAACAUCAUUGUCAUUGAUGACGAAAUGCCAAUAUUUCUGAGUGUCCCUGAAAACAUCAACAUAACCACAGACGCUGGUCAAUCGUUCGGCACACCAAAUUGGGACUUGCCAACAGCGAGUGACAACAGCGGCAACUUUACUCUGACAUGUUCACACCAACCAGGCGACACUUUUGAUAUUGGAACAACGACGGUGACUUGCACCGUCACAGACCAAGCUGGCAACACUGCAACUGUAAGGUUCAACGUCAUUGUCAUUGAUGACGAAAUGCCAAUAUUUCUGAGUGUCCCUGAAAACAUCAACAUCACCACAGACGACGGUCAGUCAUUCGGCACACCAAACUGGGACUUGCCAACAGCGAGCGACAACAGCGGUAACUUUACCUUGAGGUGUUCUCACCAGCCAGGCGACAAUUUUGACAUUGGAACAACGACGGUGACUUGCACCGUCACGGACGAAGCUGGCAACACUGCAACUGUAACAUUUAACAUCAUUGUCAUUGAUGAGGAAAAGCCCAUAUUCCUCGGUGUCCUCGAUAACAUCAACAUAACGACAGACGACGGUCAAUCUUUCGGCACUCCAAAUUGGGACUUACCAACAGCGAGCGACAACAGUGGUAACUUUACCUUGACGUGUUCUCACCAGCCAGGUGACACUUUUGAUAUCGGAACAACGACGGUGACUUGCGCCGUUACGGAUGAGGUUGGCAACACUGCAACUGUAAAGUUCAACAUCACUGUAAUUGAUGAUGAAAACCCAAUAUUUUUGAGUAUCCCUGAAAACAUCAACAUAACGACAGACGCUGGUCAAUCGUUCGGCACACCAAAUUGGGACUUGCCAACAGCGAGUGACAACAGCGGCAACUUUACUCUGACGUGUUCACAUCAGCCAGGCGACACUUUUGAUAUCGGAACAACGACGGUGACUUGCGGCGUCACAGACAAAGCUGGCAAUACUGCAAUGUUACAGUUUGAUGUUGUUGUAUCUGACAAUCAAGCACCCACUUUCCUGGAGACACCUGGAUCAAUUUACUUAGGGACCGAUCCUGGCAAAGCCUUCGGCACAGCAACUUGGACAGUUCCAACAGUUGCUGACAACAGUGGCAACUUCACAUUGACGCCGUCUCACCGACCAGGCGAGACAUUUGAUCUGGGACCCACCACGGUGACGUACACGGCAACAGACGGCGGGGGGAACACCGCAAGCGUUGAGUUUGUUGUCCACAUAAUAGAUAAUGAAGUGCCGAUAUUUCUGUCAAGUCCUGGAGAUAUCACCAUUUCCCUGAAGGGCGGAGCCUAUUGGAAUCCUCCCACUGCUUCCGAUAAUAGCGGGAAUUACACUAUAAGUGGAAGCCACUCUCCCGGGGACACCUUCCGUCUUGGCGCAACAACGGUCAUUUACACGGCGACAGAUGCUUCUGGCAAUACUGCGACCGUUCAGUUUGUCGUUUAUGUAACAGACGAAUGCGAUCCUGGUAAUUCGACCUGCCCGGGGGACCUGAACUGUAUUUUCAUCGUUGGAAAGUACACAUGUGACUGCCCGUACGGAUCCAGACGGCUCGAAAACACCAGUACAUGCAUAGGUGCGAUAGAAUUCAGGACCACGAUCGUAAUUGUUGAGUUCGUGUAUCCGAACCUCGUCAUACCGGCAACGUUUCCUGAUGAAUUACUGGACCCAACGACGGACACCUUCAAGAAUAUGCAGGCAGAUCUUGAAAGAAUUCUGACCGAAGUGUAUCGCCAGCUGUAUCUCUUCAUCCGGGUCCGUAUCUACAGCUUCUUCCGUGGCAGCAUUGGUCUCAAUAUAGUGGUGACGUUUGACAACAGAACAAACGCAACGCUGCCAAUGGUUGAAGACGCACUGAAUGAUUCUAUCACACGUGGCGAUUUGCUCUCUGCUUCCAUAUACAAGGUCACACCAAGUUCAAUCAAGGCGCUUGAGAUUGUCUGCGGGAAUGGCUUCUGCUUAAAUGGUGGCACUUGCAUUCCUGAUGCGAGCAACUACGCCAGCACAUGCAGGUGUCUGCCAGGAUAUUUUGGAGCACGUUGCAACGAGACCAUUUUCGAUUUUGGCACCGAACAGCCGCCGCCUACAGCGUCACCUGACUCAAGUCUGACAAUCGUUCUCGCCGUUCUUGGCUGCAUCUUCCUUGUCGUCCUCCUCCUCCUGUGUUGUUGCUUCUGGUUUUGCCUGGUGGCAGUCAAAAGGCGUCGGCACCACCAGCAAAUGUACCAGAGUGAAGACUCCAUUGAGAACACUGAUCCGUACGCAUACGAUCCGAGAAUGACGCAGAGAUCGAUGAAGCAAGCAUCAUGCCGUCCGGUGGGGCUCUUUGCACCGUAUGUGGCUACCGGCAAUGAAGCCCAGGAACAGAUGGAACGUUACCCAUACGCUGAGAGACAAUACCAUAGAUAUUAGCUU
Molecule: messenger RNA, 4900 nt
Organism: Patiria miniata (bat star)
Lineage: Eukaryota; Metazoa; Echinodermata; Asteroidea; Valvatida; Asterinidae
Product: hyalin-like
Exons: 25
Coding region: 2-4897 (1631 amino acids)
Source: RefSeq, a predicted model, not a curated record